AUGAGGCUUUGCUUGUAUCUCGUUCUCAUUGCAGCAGCGUUUGAAGAUACUCAUAUUCUCCGUAAAUCAUUUUUAUUCCCAGGUGUCCUGUCCCAGGUGCAGCUGGUGGAGUCCGGAGGGGAUGUGAAAAAGCCCGGAGACUCUCUCCGCCUCUCCUGCAAAGCCUCCGGCUUCACCUUCAGCAGCUACUACAUGGGCUGGGUCCGCCAGGCUCCGGGGAAGGGGCUGGAGUGGCUCGCCCGGAUUCACGGCUCUAGCAUAUACUACAGUGACUCCAUAAAAGGGCGAUUCACCGUCUCCAGAGAUGACCCCAACAGCCUGUUGUACCUGCAAAUGACCGGCCUGAAGCCCGAGGACACCGCCCGCUAUUACUGUGCGAGAGACACAGUGGGGGGAAUCCCGAUACUGCUAAUACAAAAACUCAAGCUGCAGAAUCUUCUUUCUCCCAUGCGCCGCACGGGGGCAGCACUUCCCCGAACAAUCCAGCCCUGGGCACAGGAACGGGAGCUACAACCAGGGCCGGUUCUAACUUUUUUGCUGCCCCAAGCAAAAAAGAAGAGCGCCGCCCUGCUGUACCCCCGUGAGCGCCGGGCUGCCGAAACCCCGCCCCUGAGCACCACGCCCCCCGAAGCCCCGCCCCCGAAUGCUAUGCUGCACAAAGCCCCGCCCCCUUCAAGCUCCGCGCCCCCGCCUGCGCUCCGAACGGCGCACUGCCCCAAGCCCCCGCCCAACUCCGAGCGCCGCGCCAGCCCCCGCGCACCACAACUCCCGAAGCCCCGCCCCUGA
Molecule: messenger RNA, 786 nt
Organism: Mauremys mutica (yellowpond turtle)
Lineage: Eukaryota; Metazoa; Chordata; Testudines; Geoemydidae
Exons: 2
Coding region: 1-786 (261 amino acids)
Biological process (GO): complement activation, classical pathway; innate immune response; positive regulation of B cell activation
Cellular component (GO): blood microparticle; external side of plasma membrane; immunoglobulin complex, circulating
Molecular function (GO): immunoglobulin receptor binding; antigen binding
Source: RefSeq, a predicted model, not a curated record